AUGACCAGGAGAGAAGUUAAGUUAGAGAUCAAUGUCAAAGGAAUACUAAAGGAGUGCCAGUCUGUUAUUAAAAAUGAUACAUCUAUCAAAGCAGGUGACAGAGUAAGCCAUAUGAACAUGCUGAAGCGCAUAAUUAAGGAUAAUCUAAGGAUAGAAAGCAAGGAGCUUAGUGAGGAGAAGAAAGAAACUAUUCUAAAAAUAAUCGAGAAUGAUGCCUGCCAAUACUUUACAUACAGUUCAAAUGAAGGAAUUUCUAUGCCUAUAGUAAGUUCUACAUUAUGGUGUAGAAUUCAAGAAAUAGUUAAAUAUGCAUUCAUGUCUUCAGUUAUUGAACUUGUAAAUCCAAAUAAAUUUAUAUACAAUCCUGAGCAUGGAAUAAAUAGAGAGUUUGACAUACAUGAAAAACUAGAUAGUAUAGCUCUUUCUCAUGGAGAGCUUAAUUUAAGCACUAGAACAUACAUUUUGAUGGUUGAUGAUACAAACUUGGAAAAUAUUCUUCAACUUACCUCAGAGGGUCUGGAUAGAGAGAAUGCUUUUUUUGUUUUGAGUUCAAUGGAUUCAUUAAAUAUAGAUCUUUUUAAAAAGUAUACAUCUGUAAAGGGAUGCUACAGUCUGGAUGAUCUAUACACUCAAGAAGAAGACAAAGUUCCACUGAUAGACUACGGACUGAAACUUAUUUACGAGAAAUAUAAUGAAAUUAAUGAUCUAAUAGAAAACAUCAAUGAAGUAGAAAGUCCUAGCAAUAAUAAAAUACAGGAUAUACCUGCAAAACUCAGCAAUUUGUUUGAAAAUGAAGAGUUAGAAGUAGUCUUUUCUAUUCUCAAUAACAAACAGAAAAUCUGGAGUGAAAAAAUGAUACACAGCCCUAUAGUUAAGGCACUAGAGUGCAUGGCAACUAGAACUGAUUUACUAGGUGGAAAAGGUGAGCCAAAGGUGCUGAAGAUAAAAGCAGACUUGAGCAACUUCAGUAAAGACUAUAUAACUAGCCGUAAUGGCUUGUUAGAAAUAAUGCCUGAAAAAGGAGAAAAACUACGGGGUGAAUAUAAAAGUAUGACGAAAUCUGUUGACAACGAAAAAGAAAAGUGGGAUAAAAAAGAAAAAAGUCUGACAGAGUGGAAAAACACAACUGACCUUGAUCCAAACUCGCAGGAGUACCAGGAGGUAGUGAGAAAAGAGGAAGAAGAGAUGAGAAGUAUACUGCGUGAAAUUAAUUUCCUAAAUAAUAAGAUAUAUUUAUCAAACUUUGAUACUGAAAAAGUAAAAUUAAUUUGUAGUGGCAUUAAUAUUCUUCGAGCUAUCUCAAAUGUAUUACCUAGCUUAAGCCCAGUUCAGAAACAGCACAUUCUCAAGAAGAUAAAAGAGUCUGCAAACCUACUAAACAUACAAGUAGUAGUAACAGACGAGCCAGAAGCAGUCGAAAAAAUGAAGGUGAAUGAGCCAGUUGAGCAGCACCAAACACUAGACAUGUCUGGUGAAACAGGAUCUAAUCCAGCAGAUGCAUCAGCUCGGACAAGCACUCUUGGAAAAGUACUAGCUGGUGGCCUUCUUGUACUGGGAUCAAUGGCAUAUGUCAACCAUCAUUCGAAGAGCAAGCCAACAACUGCUGCAAACAGUGACAGCGAUAGUUUGUAUCAUUUCAUGGACAGCAGGCAAUUACGAAACAUGAACAAUCACGAUAUAUCUUGA
Messenger RNA from Nematocida minor, 1686 nucleotides. RefSeq lists its product as uncharacterized. NCBI's taxonomy places the organism in Eukaryota, Fungi, Microsporidia. The record is from RefSeq and is a predicted model, not a curated record. The transcript has a single exon. Bases 1 to 1686 code for a protein of 561 amino acids.